AUUUGAUCGUCACUAAUACUAUGGGACCCGGAGACUAUUCCGACUACCUUGACGGCCUACAAAGCCUUGAUCAAAUCAGCAAUUGGUUGGACGAUCAGUCACCAGGUGAUGAAUCCGGUGGUUUGGCAAGUCGUUCAGUAUCAGUUACCAACACGCAGCAAGAAGGGAUUAAUCCCGAGAACGAUGUCAACGAUGACGAAGAUGGGGAAGAUUUCAAGGUUUCAAUUGAUUACAACCUUUUCGUCACUGUGAAAAAGAACAAGCUGAAGCCUGAUAAUACCCGUGGAGGAAAUAAGCAAAAGGCAGGGACCACCGAAACCCCUGAUAAAUACGUGAAAUUAGUUUCAACACCAAAUAAGCUAUCAUUUACAUGGAACGCUUCACAGACCAGCCUUGCGGCUUUCAAAGAGGCAACGCUUGAAGUUCUCCGUGCGCUGGAACCAGAUUGGGUCUUUGGAAAUCUGGAGAAGCAAGAGAGGGAUAAAACCUCUGCUGUUUUGAAUUCUAUUGCACAUCAGCGCAAUGAAGCUUUAAGACAAUUAUCCGAGCAGGACAAGGACAACAGCAAUGACCAACCUACGCAGGGAGAGCCAACGGCUGGCGCGAGUUUCAACAAACAGGUAAUUGAAAAUAUGUGGCUGUUAAGAGCCACUCAUAUGCCAAGCAAAAAAUUGACGGGGUCAAUGGUGCUUCCGGUUAUGAUUGACCCCAAUGAUCAAAAGCGGUUCAUUGCGCUCAGUCCAGAUCAGAUUAACCUCUGGGCCAGAGCAAUGGCUACCAACACCGAAGUCACUGUGGACAACCCGCCAAAGUCUCCAGCUUUCCGCUUCCAGACGAAAGCUGAAUUCAAUGGAACCGCCUCGGGUGUCCAAGAACAGGGAGGCAAUGUGAUUGAAGCCAGUGGGGGGACAAGAGAAGAGUCGGGUGGUCUUGCAAGAACUCCUGGGAGCAUCAGAAGUGCUGCAGGUAUCUCGUCGGCUGCAGGUUCUACUAACCACAUCAACCUGUCUCCCAUUCAAAUGGGAAUGGCGGCCUGGCCACCAGCUUCACCUUGGGGAUGGGGCCCUCCUCCAAAAUUCUAUUUCCUGUACGGUGGGAUGUCAAAUGGCUUAAGUAACAACAAUGCUCCCCCCGCCUGGCCGUCCAACUUAUUGCUUGCAAACAAUCCACAUCUCGCUCCAGGAACUACAAACAGCGGCCCUGUUUCUUUGCCACCCGCUUCGGAUGAAAAUGUUGACAUAAAUGAUUACUUGGCAUUCUGCCACAUCGAUCAAUCUUGUGAUUUGGUAAAAAAGGCGCUAGUCGAUUACGGGAUCACUCAUUAUCAAGAAUUUGAAAAAAUCAAACCCAAAGAGCUCGAAUCACUCGGUGUUAAAAAAAGCAAAGCAAGAUUGCUUGUCUCUAACACCAAAAAGUAUGUGCGUACUCUCAAAAAGCGCCAUCUCAACAACUAA
Messenger RNA from Puccinia graminis f. sp. tritici CRL 75-36-700-3, 1454 nucleotides. RefSeq lists its product as uncharacterized. The record is from RefSeq and is a predicted model, not a curated record. The coding region runs from base 21 to 1454 and encodes 477 amino acids. The transcript has 4 exons. NCBI's taxonomy places the organism in Eukaryota, Fungi, Basidiomycota, Pucciniomycetes, Pucciniales, Pucciniaceae.